This is a messenger RNA of Talpa occidentalis (Iberian mole), 1573 nucleotides long. It is a transcript of the gene PGAM5, whose product is annotated as PGAM family member 5, mitochondrial serine/threonine protein phosphatase. Gene Ontology annotation, cellular component: mitochondrion. NCBI's taxonomy places the organism in Eukaryota, Metazoa, Chordata, Mammalia, Eulipotyphla, Talpidae. The record is from RefSeq and is a predicted model, not a curated record. The coding region runs from base 54 to 923 and encodes 289 amino acids. The transcript has 6 exons. Gene Ontology annotation, biological process: positive regulation of mitochondrial fission.
GGCGCGCCGUCCGUCCGGCCUGCGAGCCUGCGCGGCGCGCGCACCCGAGCGGCAUGGCGUUCCGGCAGGCGCUGCAGCUGGCGGCCUGCGGCCUUGCGGGAGGCUCGGCCGCCGUGCUCUUCUCGGCCGUGGCGGUGGGCAAGCCCCGCGCGGGCGGGGACGCGGAGCCGCGCGCGACCGAGCCGCCGGCGUGGGCGGGGGCCGCGCGCCCCGGGCCCAGCGUCUGGGACCCCAACUGGGACAGGCGAGAGCCGCUGUCGCUGGUCAACCUGCGGAAGAGGAACCUGGAGUCCGGAGAAGAGGAGCUGGCCUCCAGGCUGGACCACUGCAAAGCCAAGGCCACGAGGCACAUCUUCCUCAUCAGGCACUCGCAGUACCACGUGGAUGCCUGCCUGGAGAAGGACCGCACCCUGACGGCCCUGGGGCGAGAGCAGGCUGAACUGACCGGGCUCCGGCUGGCGAGUUUGGGGCUGAAGUUCAAUAAGAUAGUGCAUUCCUCCAUGACCCGCGCUGUGGAGACCACCAACAUCAUCAGCAAGCAUCUGCCGGGUGUCUGCAGAGUCAGCACUGACCUGCUGCGGGAAGGCGCCCCCAUCGAGCCCGAUCCGCCGGUGUCUCACUGGAAGCCCGAGGCUGUGCAGUAUUACGAAGACGGAGCCCGGAUCGAGGCCGCCUUCCGCAACUAUAUCCACCGGGCGGACGCCAAGCAGCAGGAGGACAGCUACGAGAUCUUCAUCUGCCACGCCAACGUCAUCCGUUACAUCGUGUGCCGGGCGCUGCAGUUCCCGCCAGAAGGCUGGCUGCGCCUCUCCCUCAACAACGGCAGCAUCACCCACCUGGUGGUGCGGCCCGACGGCCGUGUGGCGCUCAGGGCCCUCGGGGACACGGGCUUCAUGCCUCCGGACAAGAUCUCCCGCUCCUGAGGGCCGGGGUGCUCCCUGCCCCCUCGCCUGGCAGGGACACUCCCCUCUCCCCGUGGACACACCUGGCUGCACCCAGGAUGGCUGGCGUCCAAGCUGGAGGCUGGUGCUCCCUCGGGGCCGUCUCCCUGCCCUCGUGGACCAGCACCGCCUGUGGGGUGCAGGGGGGCCCUCUGGGACUGGACGAGUCUGACAGACACCUGGGACCGGCCCAUAGCUCUCCUGGGUGCACCAGGGCUCCCGAGCAGCUUGUCCCCCCACCCCAAAACAGAUUCUGCUUCAGACGUUCACCGGCACCCUUUGUCACUUAGACACUUGUCCCAACUGUCCCCCUCUGGGUUCUUGCUUGGAAGGCCAGGGGCCCUGUCGUGGCUGGGGGUGGCCCAGCUGGGAGGCUGGGCUUUUCCCGGCCCCAAGCACACCGGGCAGGUGAUGGAGGAGACCCGGCAGGGCCGCUGUACAAAAUGCCUAGCUCAGCUGCCUUUGCUCUAUAAGCAGCAGGUGUGGCGUGUCCAUCCCAAACAUUACGUUGAUUUAGGAAAAACUGUCAUUUCUAUCAAGUGUGUCAACGUUUUCUGCAGUCAGUACAGUAACGUGGUCCAUUAUCUCUGUCAACUUUGGAAGUAACCAUGAAUUAAAGUUUUAUUUUACUG